UUCUUCUUCUAAUAAUGAUCUCAACAAUAUUCAUCAUUCAGCGGGCGUUUGCCAGGCUAGUAAUCAAGGACAAGGACAUGUUCAACAUGGGCAGGGGCAAACUUCUUCCACAAGCCAUCUACCUGCUGCCAUCGGCGCAGCUGUUGUUGCUCUUCAGCAAAAUCAUCAUCAAGCUGUAGGACAAGACGUUGCUGUGUCUGCUGAAGGCGAUGCGGCUGCUGCAGCUUCAACUAUUGGAUAUCAACCGCAGGCACCGGCUGCACAAGCUGGCCACAUCACUGUCGUGCAGCCUGGGGAAGUUCAGAGUACUGACGUGAGCACCAGCACUACGCAUCAGGUUGCGGCUCCAGGUGCAGCUGAUCACGCUGCGGAAGUUCCUUCUGCAACGACCGAAGGACCUCCAGUUCGUCCUGAGUCUGAAGUUGCUCGUCUGGAGUCUCACGAAAAGAAGAAGAAAUCGAAAAAGGAUAAGAAAGCAGCUGGCGAUGAGAAUCAGAAGCAAGACGAGAAGAAGAAGAAGAAAGGUAAAAAGGAUAAGAAAAUCAAAGAUGACGAUGACGCCAAAGGCCCCACUGAUGAUGUAGGUGGUGAUCACGAGAAGAAGAAAAAGAAGUCUAAGAAGGAGGAGAAGAUCGCACCGAAAAACCAAGACGCCGCUGCUGAUAAGAACAACCAAAAACAGGAUACGCCUUUUCUUCAUACGACUCCUACGUCAACAUUCUCAGGCCCUGGCCCCAUUUUUGUGAGUGGUGUGUUUAUCAAGCAGGAACUUGUGGAGAGCGAUUCUGCUGGGGACACUGCUGGGGAGGAAGUCCCGCAUGAGGUACUUGCAUUUUUAGCGUCGCGCUUUUCUUUGCAGCUUUAGAACAAACUAAACGUUUUCUUUCUUUGUAGUCGUUUCGGUAGAACCACCUAGAGUGACGCGCAAUUGAAGUCGAAAUCAUGAAAAUAGGUUUUAGUAUAAAUGGCCUCCAUAUACCAGGUUGGUCCUGCUAUCACGACUGCCGCCAUUUCAGGGGAUCAAGAAGGCAAUCUUUUAGCAUCCACCUCAGAAGAGGAUAACGCACAUCAAGAGCAAGCAAAGGCCUCUGGUUCUACUACUGGGAAUGCAGUGCAGCCCAUUAUUGGGGCUGUAGAUGUAGCUGUAGGUGGUGUGGUUCAGGCGAAACAGAUUGCAGACAUUUAUGGUGGAACGAAUCCUACUACAGGCGCAGCUACCACUUCGCAGCAUCUGGCGCAGCAGGGCCCUGUCGCCGCGCGGGAUAUCACUAUGCAACAAGUUCAACCUGGCACCCAGUUACAACAUCAGAACAUGAGUAACAAAACUAACAGUCCUCCUUCUACGCAGACUGGCACUACUACGGGUGUUGCCCUCGACGUGCAUCAAUCUGCAUCAAAGAAAGGGGCUUUUCAGAAUACUACUAACAACGUCGCGAAACAAGCUGAGGCAGGUGCACCCGCGUCGCCGUUGCUACCCGCUGUUGCUACCGGUGUAGUUGUAAACUCGAGCAAGAAUGUCAC
This is a messenger RNA of Amoebophrya sp. A25, 1521 nucleotides long. NCBI's taxonomy places the organism in Eukaryota, Dinophyceae, Syndiniales, Amoebophryaceae. The record is from the annotation of a GenBank genome assembly.